This is a messenger RNA of Salvelinus namaycush (lake trout), 2106 nucleotides long. Its product is annotated as excitatory amino acid transporter 2-like. NCBI's taxonomy places the organism in Eukaryota, Metazoa, Chordata, Actinopteri, Salmoniformes, Salmonidae. The coding region runs from base 1 to 2106 and encodes 701 amino acids. The transcript has 10 exons. Gene Ontology annotation, cellular component: plasma membrane. Gene Ontology annotation, molecular function: L-glutamate transmembrane transporter activity; glutamate:sodium symporter activity; neutral L-amino acid transmembrane transporter activity. Gene Ontology annotation, biological process: L-glutamate transmembrane transport. The record is from RefSeq and is a predicted model, not a curated record.
AUGACGAAUCAGCAGCCAGUCCACCAGUCUAACAAGGCCCAUUAUGAUGAGGCACUGCCACCCAUUGUUGGCGCUGGAGUGUUGGACUUGUUGGAACCCAAACUUCCCAAUAGUUCCUUGGGAACCUACUGUGGCUUCCUCAUCCGAAACUCACUGCUCGUCCUCACUAUACUGGGUGUAAUAGCGGGGUCGCUGUUUGGGAUGCUGCUGCGGUAUGUUUCUGUUACAGACCCCAACACCCUGAUGCUGGUGUCCUUUCCUGGAGACAUCCUCAUGAGGAUGCUGAAGAUGCUCAUCUUGCCCCUCAUCAUCUCCAGCCUCAUCACAGGUCUGGCUGGUCUGGAUGCUCGUUCCAGUGGGAGGAUGGGCUCCAGGGCCAUGGUCUACUACAUGUCCACUACAGUCAUAGCUGCCAUCCUGGGGGUCAUCCUGGUCCUGGGGAUCCACCCGGGGAACCCCAAACUCAGGAGCAGUCAGGAGCAGAACACGGCCCCCAAGAACCAGGAGGUCAGCAGUCUGGACGCCUUCCUGGACCUCAUCAGGAACCUGUUCCCUGAAAACCUGGUGCAGGCCUGCUUCCAACAGGUUCAAACAGUAGCAAAGAAAGUGUCAGUGAUGCCCCCGAACCAGACAGAACCUGUCAUAGUCAGCAAGAAGAAACUGGAGUUCAAAUGGGGCAUGAAUGUUCUGGGUUUAAUUGGGUUCUUCAUCACAUUUGGAAUGUGCAUGGGGAAGAUGGGAGAGAAGGGGAAGCUCAUGUCAGAGUUCUUCAACAUCCUCAACGAGAUCAUCAUGAAGAUGGUGGGCAUGAUCAUGUGGUACUCUCCAGUUGGUAUCGCCUCUCUGAUCUCAGGGAAGAUAGCAGCCAUCGGGGACCUGGAGGUGGUGGCUAGACAGCUGGGCAUGUACAUGGUGACAGUCAUAGUGGGCCUAAUGAUCCACGGGGGCAUUAUCCUGCCACUCAUCUUCUUCUCCAUCACAAGGAAGAGCCCCUUCACCUUCUACUCCGGGAUCUUCCAGGCCUGGAUCACUGCCCUGGGCACCGCCAGCAGUGCGGGAACGUUACCUGUCACAUUCCGCUGUCUGGAGGAGAAUCUGAAGAUCGAUAAGCGGGUGACGCGUUUCGUGCUGCCCAUCGGAGCCACCAUCAACAUGGACGGCACAGCCCUGUACGAGGCGGUGGCAGCCAUCUUCAUCGCUCAGAUGAAUGACAUCAACCUGGACGCAGGACAGAUCGUUACCGUCAGUAUGACAGCCACCCUGGCCAGUGUGGGAGCGGCCAGUAUUCCCAGCGCAGGCCUGGUCACCAUGCUGUUGAUCCUUACAGCUGUGGGCCUGCCCACCCAGGACAUCAGCCUGCUCAUCGCUGUCGACUGGCUGCUUGACAGAAUGCGUACCUCAAUCAACGUGGUGGGCGACUCGUUUGGUGCUGGGAUUGUGGACCACCUGUCCAGGGCAGAGCUAGCUGAGAUUGAUGCGGAGCUCCUCUCCCCUGAGGAUGAGGAGUUCAUCCCCCCGCCCCCUGUCCUCACCGAGAUAGACCUGGUGGACUCCAAGAGACCCCCCGAGUUACCCCCCCGCUCCCCCCGCCCGCCCAAACUCAACCACCACGGCCACUCCAACCUGUCACAGAUCUACUCCAUCACCAACUCUCCCCGCUCCGUCCGCUCUCCGUCCCCCCGUUCUGUCCGCUCUCCCUCCCCGCGCUCCAACUGUUCCCACUCCCACUCCCCACGACCCUCUGCCUUCCGUACCCACUCCCCACGCAUCCUCCGCAGAACAGAGCCUGGCUACUGCGCCCUGCCAAGCCACGACAACCAGAUCCCCACACUCCCUCGCUCCCACAGAGAGAGAGACAGAGGGGAUAGAGACAGAAGGGAAAGAGACAGGGAAAGAGACAGGGAAAGAGACAGGGAAAGAGACAGAGAGAGAGAUAGAGGAAGAGAGAGGGAGAGACUGCGGGGGCGAGACAGUGACCGAUAUCAGAGCGAGACAGAGGAAGAAGAGGAGAGGGAUAGGGUGCUGGAUGAGGGGAGUCAAGGAGAAGAGAGUGACGACACUGCUUACGACCGCAGGAACACCAUCCUGCCCUGCGACCUGCCCUGA